AUGGCAUCUGAAAGCUGCGAGAAAGUGAAGGUUGCUGUUCGAGUACGUCCAUUUAGUAAACGAGAAUUGGAUCUGAAUACGAAAGGUGUUGUACGAAUGUGCGAUGGCCAGACGAUACUGGAUCACAUUUCCGAUGAUAAACAGCCGAAGACGUUUGCUUUUGACCAUUCAUUCUGUUCUACAGACGUAAAUGAUUCGAAUUUUGCAAGUCAAGAAACGGUAUUUAACAGCCUUGGAUCAGGUGUUAUUGAAAAUGCAUUUUCUGGCUACAACGCCUGUAUUUUCGCAUAUGGUCAAACAGGUUCGGGCAAGUCAUAUUCUAUGAUGGGUACUUCUCAGCAACCUGGAAUCAUACCGCGUUUGUGCAAUGAGGUGUUUAGAAGGAUCAAGGAGACUACAUGUGAUAUCCUCGAGUAUAAAGUGGAAGUCUCUUAUAUGGAGAUAUACAACGAACGUGUUCGUGACCUUCUUGAUCCGAAAAAGUCCAAUAAACACCAUUUGAAAGUGAGAGAGCAUAAGAUUCUUGGUCCACUCGUCGAUGGAUUGUCUGUGUUGGCUGUGAAUUCCUUUGAGCAAAUUGCAUCUCUGAUCGAAGAAGGAAACAAGUCAAGAACGGUUGCCGCAACCAAUAUGAACGCCGAAAGUUCACGUUCUCAUGCUGUAUUCAACAUCACACUCACACAGAUCUUGAAAGAUGUCAAAAAAGAUUUUACUGGAGAAAAAGUUGCGAAGAUUUCCUUGGUUGAUUUGGCUGGUAGUGAACGAGUUGGCAAGACCAGAGCAAUGGGUAAACGUCUCGAAGAAGGUGGUAACAUCAACAAGUCACUUACUACACUCGGUAUGGUUAUUUCCGCUCUUGCUGAACGCUCGAAUGGAAAGAAGGAGAAAUUCAUACCGUACCGAGACUCAGUACUCACUUGGCUGCUGAAAGACAGUUUGGGUGGUAAUUCUCGCACGGUAAUGAUUGCGACGAUAUCGCCAGCAGCUGAUAACUACGAGGAGACGUUGUCCACGUUACGUUACGCCGAUCGUGCGAAGCGAAUAGUCAAUCAUGCCAUCGUGAACGAGGAUCCGAACGCACGCGUAAUUCGUGAACUACGAGAAGAGGUCGAGACGUUACGUAUGCAGAUCAGCCAAACGUUGAAGGAACACACGGAAACUGUUGAGCUACGUGAACGACUUGCCGAAAGCGAACGAUUGGUAGCUCAAAUGAACAAGUCGUGGGAAGAACGUCUCAAGGAAACAGAUAGUGUAAAUAAAGAGCGUCAACGAGACUUGGCCGAAAUUGGUAUUUCCGUUGAAUCAAGUGGCAUAAAAGUUGAAAAAGAUCGCUUCUAUUUAGUUAAUCUUAACGCAGAUCCAUCGCUUAAUGAACUACUGGUCUACUACAUUAAUUCAUCAGCCGUAAUAGGAAAUCUCGAUGAAAUAGAGAGUAGUCUCGAUUCUGGUCUUGGAAACUCCGAUGAGGAUCUUGCUAAAAAAGACGCAGUAUGUGAACGCACAAGUAUCGUACUACGUGGUUUGGGUGUAAUGCGACGUCAUGCCCGGCUGAGUGUUGUUGAGGACGGAGUUAAGUCGAGGCUGUAUAUUGAACCGUUGUCCAGUGAUGGCAGGUUAUGUGUUAACGGAAGGGAAAUCAAAGAAAAAACCCUGCUGAGACAUGGGAAUCGUUUACUGAUUGGUAUGAACCACUUCUUCCGAGUGAACUGUCCGAAGGAUGUCGACUUGAAUCAAUCGGUUAUGGACGAAAGCGUUCUGUUCGACUACAAUGAUGCUUGGCAUGAGGAAGACAAACAAGCAGCACUCGAACGUCAAUAUGAAGCUUUCGAACGUUAUAUACAAAAUUUAACAUCUGGCGGUUUCACACCCUUAACUCCGAUGACUCCUGGUUAUGGUUUUGGAACGCCAUUGGGCACUCCUGGAUCAGCAUUUCCACCAUUUCCAUUUCCGGCGAAUCCGAAGCAAACAGUCCGCAACAAGUUCUUCAACUGGGCGCAACGCAAAGAGGAAAUGUUUGCUGAGUCGUUAAAGCGUCUUAAAAUUGAUGUGAUUCGAGCAAAUGCAUUAACUCGUGAAGCCAACAUGAUUAGUCGAGAACUUGGUAAUACACGAUGUCAAACCACUUACGAUGUGACACUCCAGAUACCAGCAGCUAACCUUCGACCUAGCAAGAUUAAGGAUGGCAAUUUUGUUUGUGAGCCAGUGAUAGUGGUCCGUCGAUCUGGAAUGAGUGGUAGUCAGUUGUGGACAGUGGCGCAGCUGGAGAAUAAGUUAAUCGACAUGAGGGAGAUGUACAAUGACAAGCUGAAUGGCGUUUCAAGGGAGCGAUCUUGUACAUCUAGUCCAGAAUGUUCACCGUCUCGUUCGUUUUCUCAACCAGCAGCACUUGAUGAAGUUAUGAUCGAUCCGUUCUUUGAGAGUCAGGAACAUCAUAGCCUUAUCGGCGUUGCUAAUGUUUUUCUUGAGGUACUAUUUCAUGACAUGGAACUGGAUUACCAAGUAAGUUUUCAAUUUUUUUUUUUUUUUAGAAGUCUUAAUUGUUCAUUAGCGUACAAAAGUAUCGGGGAAGUUACGGACGAUUCAUUAAAUGGCUACAUUUUUCAUUAA
Angiostrongylus costaricensis is the source of this 2607-nucleotide messenger RNA. The record is from the annotation of a GenBank genome assembly. NCBI's taxonomy places the organism in Eukaryota, Metazoa, Nematoda, Chromadorea, Rhabditida, Metastrongylidae.